Molecule: messenger RNA, 5841 nt
Organism: Mobula hypostoma (lesser devil ray)
Lineage: Eukaryota; Metazoa; Chordata; Chondrichthyes; Myliobatiformes; Myliobatidae
Gene: clstn1
Product: calsyntenin 1
Exons: 19
Coding region: 117-3050 (977 amino acids)
Biological process (GO): positive regulation of synapse assembly; positive regulation of synaptic transmission; homophilic cell-cell adhesion
Cellular component (GO): postsynaptic membrane; cell surface
Molecular function (GO): kinesin binding; X11-like protein binding; amyloid-beta binding
Source: RefSeq, a predicted model, not a curated record
UCAGGCAGGCAGUGGCGCUGGGCUGCGGAGUGCUGGCGGUCCAGCGGGAGGGCGGCCGGCCGCCAUUUUAUCCCAGCACCCGGGCGAGGAGCGGCAAGGGCAGCAGCAGCGUGGGCAUGGAUUCGGUUAGGUGUAAGCUCGUCGCCUCCUUGGCCUGCCUGUUGCUGAGCUUUUCGGUCGCCGCCGCGGCCGGUAAAGUAAACAAGCACAAGCCUUGGAUAGAAACCACUUAUCAUGGUAUUGUAACAGAGAAUGAUGUCACAGUGCUGCUGGAUCCUCCACUGAUUGCCUUGGAUAAAGAUGCACCUCUGCGUUAUGCAGAGAGGUAUGAGGUGACAUUCACCAAAGAAGGUGAGAUCUGUGGAUUUAGAAUUCAUGGGCAGAAUGUUCCUUUUGAAGCUGUGAUGGUUGACAAAACCACUGGUGAAGCUGUCUUGCGUUCGAAAGAAGUGAUGGACUGUGAGCUGCAGAAAGAGUAUACAUUUACUAUCCAGGCCUAUGACUGUGGAGAGGGUCCAGAUGGAGAAAAUAUGAAAAAAUCCCAUAAAGCUAAUGUUCAUAUCCAGGUGAAUGAUGUAAAUGAAUACUCCCCAGUUUUCAAGGAAAAAUCCUACAAAGCUACAGUUGUUGAAGGAAAGAAAUAUGACAGCAUUUUGAGAGUGGAAGCAAUUGAUGCAGACUGUUCACCUCAAUAUAGUCAAAUUUGCAGUUAUGAAAUUGUUACUCCUGAUGUGCCAUUCACUAUUGAUAAAGAUGGGUUUAUUAAGAACACAGACAAGGUGAACUAUAGCAAAGAUCGGCAGUAUAAGCUUGCAGUCACUGCAUAUGAUUGUGGGAAGAAACGUUCAACAGAAGAUGUUCUUGUUAAGAUCAACAUUAAACCUACAUGCAAGCCUGGCUGGCAAGGUUGGAGUAAAAGAAUUGAAUAUGAACCCGGUACUGGAAAUUUGGCAUUAUUUCCGAGUAUGAAUUUGGAGACAUGUGAUGAACCUGUUACCUUCAUUAAAACAACAAUAGAGUUAGAAACAAACCACAUUGGCAAAGGAUGUGACAGGGACACCUAUUCUGUAAAAUCACUCCAUAAACUCUGUGGUGUUACUUCUGGUACAGUUGACCUCCUUCCCUCGCCAAGCAGCAGCACAAAUUGGACAGUUGGUCUUCCUACGGACAAUGGGCAUGACAGUGAUGAGGUCUUCGAAUUCAAUGGUACUCAAGCUGUGAAAAUCCCAGAUGGCGUUUUGACAACAAAUCUGGAAGAAACAUUUACUAUAUCUGUGUGGAUGCGGCAUGGACCUGGUUCUGCUAUUCAAGGGGGCAAGGAAACGAUCCUUUGCAAUUCUGACAGACGAGAAAUGAAUCGUCACCACUACUCCCUUUACGUGCACAACUGCCGCUUGGUUUUCCUCUUCCGUCAAAAUCCUUCAGAGAAUGAAAACUUCCGGCCUGCGGAAUUCCAUUGGAAAAUUGACCAGGUGUGUGAUAAAGAAUGGCAUCACUAUGUCCUGAAUGUUGAUAUCCCCACUGUGGCCCUGUUUGUUGAUGGAGUUGCACAUGAUCCAUUCUUAGUUACUGAGGAUUAUCCAUUGCACCAUUCAAAGAUUGAAACCCAGUUGGUGGUUGGAGCUUGCUGGCAAGAAUAUACAGGAAGCGAAAAUGAAAAUGAAACUGUGACUGAAGCCUAUUCAGGAGGAGAAUUUCGCAUGGCUCAGUUUUUCCGAGGCAAUCUAGCAGGUUUGAUGAUACAGAGUGGGAAAAUUGAAAGCAAAAAGGUGAUUGACUGCUUGUACACUUGCAAAGAAGGGCUGGAUCUCUUGGAUUCUGAGAAUCUUGACAAAAGUGUGAAGGUCCAUUUCAAUCCCACCCAGUCAGUGCUCAGCUUGGAGGGGAACGACAUUGAAAGCUUUGAUAAGAGUAUACAGCACAUGUCGUAUCUCAACUCUAGGCAGUUCCCAACACCUGGAAUCAGACGAUUGAAAAUCAGCACAACUGUGAAGUGCUUCAAUGAAGAGACUUGCAUCACUAUCCCAGACGUGGAGGGCUAUGUAAUGGUUCUUCAGCCAGACGAACCAAGAAUCAGCCUGAGUGGUAUUGAUCACUUUGCACGUGCUGCCUCUGAAUUUGAAAGUGAUGAGGGUGUUCCAUUGUUCCCAGAACUGAAGGUCAUUAGCACCAUCACAAGAGAGGUCGAACCAGAAGGAGAGGAUGAGGAUGAUUCAGCAGUCCAAGAGUCUGUGAUAUCUGAAGAAAUAAUGCACAAUCUUGAUAUGUGUGAGAUUUCAGUUCUUGGUGAUGAGCUGAAUGCAGAACAGGAAAGUUUUGAUGUUGAUCAGUCCCAACUUCGACAGAGGGGUAUGGAAAUGAGUAACUCUUCAACUGGCAUGACCAUCAUGGGUGUUGAUACAAUGGCAAAUUAUGAGGAGAUGCUACAUUUGAUUCGUUAUCGAAACUGGAACAGCGAAUCGCUGUUUGAAAGGAAAUUUAAACUAAUUUGCUCAGAAUUAAAUGGACGCUACUCCAGUAAUGAGUUCACCGUUGAGGUCAAUGUCAUUCACACUGCUAAUCGAGUAGAGCAUCCCAACCAUGCAGUGGUACAACCGGAGUUUGUUCAUCCAGUUCACCAUUCUUCAGUUGACUUAUCCGGACACAACCUUGCAAAUCCACAUCCAUCCACAGUUGUGCCUGGUGCAGCUACAGUCGUCAUCGUUGUCUGUGUCAGUUUCCUGGUCUUCAUGAUUAUCCUUGGGGUUUUCCGAAUCCGCGCUGCACAUCAGCGGACAAUACGGGAUCAGGAGAAUGGGAAAGAGAAUGAGAUGGACUGGGAUGAUUCGGCUCUGACAAUUACAGUGAACCCCAUGGAGACGUACGAGGACCAGCAUAGUAGCGAAGAGGAGGAGGAGGAAGAGGAGGAAGAAAGUGAGGAAGGUGAUGAAGAAGAUGACAUUACCAGUGCAGAGUCUGAAAGCAGUGAAGAAGAGGGUGAGCAGGAAGAUCAUCAGAAUGUAAACCGGCAACAACAACUUGAAUGGGAUGACUCAACUCUUACCUAUUGAUUUUCCUGCUGUUACUUCGUGCUGUUGGAGACUCAGUUGCCCACUCCAUCUUAGCUAAGGAACCAUCUUGCACUUUUUUCUUGUCAUCUGAUGAAUGACUCUAGCUAGACAAUAUACAUGAUUUUCAGGACUCUUUUUGCUCUAAGAGGCAGCUUUGCUAUUUUCAGUUUUUUUGUGGAAAGAGGAAAAAUUGCAUUGAGUAGCGUUUAAAGUUGCUUGGUUCUGACCUGGUCAUAAUUUUUUUUCUGGUGCAUGUGGAAAAAAAUUGAGGAGGUCAAUUUAUGUAGAAGAAUAACAAGAUUUUUAAUAUUUUGUAAAUAUAUUGAAAUUAUGUAAUUAAUGUCAUGGUAGUGAAAUAUUGGACAAAGAGUUAAAGCAUACAUUUAAAGAGACAGUAUCUUUUUUUAAUAUUGGCCUUUUGAAGUUCUAUGUCAAAUUUGUUCUAACUCUGUAAUUAAAAUGUGCUUAGUUUAAUUAUGGUCAUCCUUACUGAUGCUACCUGAAAUAUUUCUGCUGUAAUUGUCUUCAACAGUAAAGCUGACGUAAGGGAGAAAAUAGUUUAAAACAAUUUUAGCUGCUUAUCCCGCAUUAAUCUGUAGAUAGGCAUUUAAACAUUGACCUUUUGGCAUACAACUCUACAAAUUUUAUUUCAUUGUUUUAAAAAUUAAAUCAAUGUACAAUUGUUGACUCUGUAACAGUUUGACUUUUCAUUGGGUAUCAGAAACCGGCCUCGUGUUGAUUAAGCAAAGGUAAUACUGUCUUUUUAAAGCAGAGGAUUUAAUGGGAGUGAUGGAUUCAGCAAAACCAAGGACUUAAUAUGCUUGCUUUGAGAACCAUCCCUGUUGGAUCAAUGCACAAAGUAACUACCAAUAGUUCUGUACAUUGAAUUGUACUGUAGUUUUAAACUAUUUGUUUACAUUUAGUAAACUUUGCUUUCUCCUUGUAAUAUUGUAGUUGAAACUGUACAAAGAAAUUGGCUCAUAUUUGUGAAUCAAAUGUUUUGGUGAUUUUAAAACAGUGCUCUGCCUCCAUGUUUUUUUAAAAUGAAUUGUUAACUGAUGUGCAAGGACAUUUGCCAGAAUGGUACUAAAAUAUGCAGCUUUAGUGAUGUGCACAGGGCAGGCUUGGCUGGAUGGACAAAAAGGGGAAUGGGAAAAGAUGUUGUGGGAGUGUUUGUAGUCAGUGAUGAGCAAGAUUAUGGCUGUUGAAGAUUUUGUUUUAUAAAAUGGAUGUUUUGUGACUGGUAAUGCAUUAAUGGUUGGAGCAAAUGAAUUUAGCUUCUGUAAGGGAAGAAGCAAGGCUUGGUGGGAAUGGAAAGAAAUAGCUGUUCUGUGCUCUUACAGACUCCCCCUUUCCUUAGAAGUAAGAUUCUUAGAAUUGCAAAAGUCCUUUGAGAAUGAAAACUCCAAUUCUGAAGAUGUCUGAAUCUAGGGAGUGCUUAUUUGAGAUUGCUUGGAAUGCCCACAGCAUUUUCAGCAUCACAUAAGCAUGGUGUGAGUUUUUCAAUUUUGAGUUACUUAGGGUAAUCCUUGGAAAUUGGAAGUGUAUAACAAGGUACAUUAUUGGGUGUAGAAAAUCUGUUUAAGCAUUAUUUAUGAUAUUAAAGCAUUGUGGAAAGGCUAGCGUCCCACAAACAUCUAUGUGGGAUCUAAAUCGCAUCUGCAUGAAUGACAAACUCACUAAAUAUUCCUGGUUUUAAUGGCUAAUAAAUAAGUCAUUACACUGGUUAAACGUGAAAAUGCAGCUCUUUUACAAAGGCUUUUAUUGAAAUAUUAUUUCAUCAUUUUGGUAAGCAUUCCAAACACCUGUCUGGCUUUGUAACCAAUAAAAAUCCAUGAUUACCCUUUGAAAGAAUGUCUCACUGGUUUUAACUUGGAGAAUUGGUGUUGAUGGGUUAAUUGGGGGAGUUUCACACCAGCAUAUUAACCAGUGAUCCAGGAGCAUUUUUUUUAUCACUAGCUGAAAAAAUAUACAUUUGCAUGCUGCUAAAUUAGUGAUCUGUUAGUGGUUAAAGAUGAGAUUUUAGCUUUAAGUCUGGAAUGAUAUUUGUUUUGAAAUGGAUUUAAGAACACUAAGUUCUAUCAAUCAGGAUUGUCCAAAAUCCUUUGCCAUGCAGCUUGUAAUUCUGUGCCAUGGCCACAGUGAUCACCUGAAGCCAGGUUUGCUUUUCCUUUUGUUGCAUCUUCUUUUGUUCUUUGGGUCAGGAUCUGUCUUGGCCACAAGUGUGUAAUUUAAACUGGAUCGAGGUGAGCAGGUUGGGAGUGCCUUGACUUUCGCAAAUAGCAUAACUUAAUGAUGUACAUCUAGGAAGUGGAAUAGUCUAAAUUUUUUUUAACUUUAAAUUAUAGAUUUCCUAACAGUGGGGGAAUAUGGUUUUACUUGAUUCUUUUUUUUUUGUCAAGUUUUUUUUUAAUGUGCUAGUUUUUCUCAUGGUGGAAAAGUAAAUCCUACGUUAUGUAUUUGUCUGACAUGGGUGUCUUGUGUUCAUGUGUAAGAGACUUGAAGUCUAUCCAUUUAUUGUCAUCGUAGAUAAUGUAUUAGACAUAAAGGCUAUCAUGUUAAAAGCUAACAAUGGUGUAAUCAUGUUAUAAAUUGUAUGUAGCCAAUAUGGGUAUUACUUACAGAUAUGUAUAUGAUAGGUCAAUCUGAAGUCUUUGAGCUACAAUAAAUUUCCAGCCCUAAACUCUACAAUAUCGUCCAGCAUGUUUUAAUGGGUUCUGUAGUGUGCAAUUACUUGGGGUGAUGAAGCUUCCUGCCUGAAGCAAUACGGUGUCAAAUAAAAAAAACUUAA